AUCGCAAUCGUAAAGGACCCGUUCAAUGAGCUGAGGACUUUUCCAAACUACCUCAUCUUGAAUCUGGCGGUAUGUGACCUAAUCGUAGGUAUUCCAAGCGGACUGUUACUGGGUUUAUCUCAUUUUUAUGUAUCAUAUAAUUUGAACUACGUGGCCUUCACUUCGCUGUAUACGUCCAUGGUAGCAUCUGCCUUGACUAUACUAACACUUGCAUUUGAGCGAUACAUCAUGGUCGAAGCGCCACUUAAAAGCCGGGAAUAUCUGAUUCACUCACACUUAAGAUUGGUCAUUGUCUACAUAUGGCUGUUUGCCCUGUGCGUGGCUCUGCUUUCUCUUCUGUAUAGAUGCAAUGAGGCAGAGUACAGGCUCAUAAUCACCGACGCAAUCGGAUUUCCAGUCGUGGCCCUCAUGUUUCUUAUAUACUCACGGAUAUUUCUCUUGGUGCCAAAAUGGAUUCGGCAAGAUCUCGAUCCUUCUAUUUUAGAGAGUCAAAGAUUGUUAGGCAGUGACAAUCUUUCCGAAAACAUUCGCACGCGUGAAAGG
This is a messenger RNA of Porites evermanni, 543 nucleotides long. NCBI's taxonomy places the organism in Eukaryota, Metazoa, Cnidaria, Anthozoa, Scleractinia, Poritidae. The record is from the annotation of a GenBank genome assembly.